AGGGCCGAGGUGGGCUCGUUCCCAUUCCCGGGGCGGAUCCAGGGCCGGGGCGGGCCCGUUCCUGUUCCCGUUCCCGUUCCCGUUCCCGUGCCCGGGGCGGGUCCGGGGCCGCGGCGCAGUCGCAGAGCGGGGCCGGGGCAGCGAUGGCUGCGAUCUCGCUGGAGACCGUCCCUAAGGACCUGCGGCACCUGCGCGCCUGCCUGCUCUGCUCCCUCGUCAAGACCAUCGACCAGUUCGAGUAUGAUGGCUGUGAUAACUGCGAGACGUACCUGCAGAUGAAGGGGAACCGCGAGAUGGUCUAUGACUGCACCAGCUCCUCCUUCGACGGGAUCAUCGCCAUGAUGAGCCCUGAGGACAGCUGGGUCUCCAAGUGGCAGCGGAUCAGUACCUUCAAGCCUGGUGUCUAUGCAGUGUCCGUGACUGGCCGCCUGCCCCAAGGGAUUGUCCGAGAGCUGAAGAGCCGUGGAGUGGCCUACAAGUCUCGGGACACAGCCAUAAAAACCUGAAGCGCUCUUGUGCUGCCUGGAGGUCCCAGUGCUGCGUGGAAGAGGCAGUGGGCACUGCUCCAAAACCUCUCAGCUUUAUCCUGUGGGCAAGUGGGGCUGGACUUGGAGUGUGCAGGCUCAGCUCCCCUCACUCGGUACCUCCAGACUCUGCCACACCACAGACCACAGACAUUUAUCUGAGCCUUGCUGGGGGGAGGGUGUGAGUAGGACUGGGAAAGGGUGUUUAAUGGUGAUGCCCAAGUUUUUUGAUGGUUGGUGUGGGAAAGCGGGGAUUUGGGAUUUGGGAAAUAGCUGUGUAAAUAGUUCAAUAAAACCCACUGCCUGCUCA
Corvus hawaiiensis (hawaiian crow) is the source of this 834-nucleotide messenger RNA. It is a transcript of the gene SUPT4H1, whose product is annotated as SPT4 homolog, DSIF elongation factor subunit. The coding region runs from base 144 to 506 and encodes 120 amino acids. The record is from RefSeq and is a predicted model, not a curated record. Gene Ontology annotation, biological process: mRNA processing; chromatin organization; regulation of transcription elongation by RNA polymerase II. Gene Ontology annotation, cellular component: DSIF complex; nucleus. Lineage: Eukaryota; Metazoa; Chordata; Aves; Passeriformes; Corvidae. The transcript has 5 exons. Gene Ontology annotation, molecular function: zinc ion binding; RNA polymerase II complex binding.